GGCAUUUUUGUCUACACUACAGCGAACUACUUACACCGAAGCGAAGCGAGCGCGGGCCACUAGUAUAUAAUAAAUUUGUAAACAACCUUGACCGUUUUUUAAACAUUUUUUACAAAUUUGUGUUCUAUUGUAACGAAGAGAUUUUCUACAGGAAGCUUUGCACUCGAAGAAUACCAUAUAAAUUAACGGAGGACCAGUAACAACUGCGUGUACAGUGGUACCGUAAAAUGAUAAAAAAAAUAACAGAGGACUUAAUAAUUGGCUGUCUAUAAUAUAGUCAGGCUGCGUCACCAGAAUUAUGUUUUUUUCCAAAAAGUGAUUAGUGUCCAUGAUUGGUUUUCAUUAGAGAAAAAAAGAAGUUACUAAUCUACAUGACUGUAUGACAUAAUGGCAAGAUCAAAUUGAUUUAUUUGUCUGUUGUUGUGCUCGUAUAUUUAUCAGGAUGCGAUUGCAUUGCGAGGGGCGUGUCGCGUAGGCGCCCGCCCAGCGCACCGGAGCACGGCACGGCAGUCGACGCCGGCACGUCACGUCAGACGCACGCACGGCUCCCGCGAGCGUAACUCACGUCUGUCGCGAGUAUUAUCUCUGAAAACGUAGCUUUUUCUCGGCUUAACUUCUAAUGGAACUACAAAAUUAUAUUGAAAAUUAAAUGACUCAGCAUCAUGGAGGGCUUCCUUCACCACAUGGCGCCGCAGUUCCUGCACCCUGCUCUGCAGAGCUUUGGGUGUGGCGCGUUCCGGCCGAUAGGGGGCGCCUUCCACCCCCUUUAUCCGGGCAAAGCUUUUGCCAGACAUUUAGGGGAACAAUACGCUCUCGGCCAAACCGUCGGACAAGCUUUGAGGCAAAAUUUGAAACAAUACGGAGGUAUAUCAUCGUCACAGAGCGCCCGCGACGAGAGCGGCACACCGCCGCUGUACCGGCACGGGUACGGCGCGCGCGACGACACCAGCUCGCCGGGCUCGGCCGCCUCCGCCUCGCCGCGGCCCUGCAAGGACGAUGAGAAUCCGCCGCCCACCACCUGCACCGACUCCCACGACUUCUUUUCCGCGGAUGGCGAAAGGAAGUCGUCGUGCGGUGUGUGCGGCGCGCGGUUGGGGCCAGGUGUAGCACAAGCGCACUUUCUUCAGGAGCUGCAGCAUCUGUACAGUCUCAGCGCGCUGCCGCGAGAUGUCGCCGCGCCGCCGACGCAUUCGCUGCAUCACCAAGAUGAGGACGCUCGGUGGGAGACUUACCAGCGCAUCCGAGCGAAUCGCCAGCGUCGACUGAAGCUGCGCACUCGCAAACGCCACCACACGGUGGAGAGCAUGCUGGGCUAUGACCUAGAAGAGGAGAGGCGCGAGGAGCGGCCGCGCGAGCCGCGCUCCUACGACGCGGAAGAUGAACCAGUCGACGUGGAGGGUGACUCGCUCGGCUGGCCCGAGGGACCAAUCAACGUUGACGACAAAGAGCAGCGCAGCGACGCCGAAAAGGUGCACUUCAACUACGCCGAAGACCUGGAAAUAUCCAGCACAAACGAUGCCAUGCAUUCCCCUGAACGUGUCAGGAUCGAGACGCCAAAGCCGCUAUCGCUGGAGUGUGGGGCAAAGUGUCCGGAGGCGGCGGAGAGGCCCGCGGAGGUGUCCACGUCGGAGUGGCCGGCGGGCGGCAGUGGCGCGCCCGAGUGGGCCGCGCUGCCCGAGCCCUACGUGCACCGGCACAAGCUCGACGGCGAGAACCUGCCCUCCUCCACCGACUCGCGCAACUAGACCCAUCGUUGCACUCCACUCGUAGGCAGCCCGCCGAGUGAGCCAUACUGCCCGAGCCCUACGUGCACCGGCACAAGCUUGACGACGAGAACCUGCCCUCCUCCACCGAUUCGCGCAACUAGACCCAUCGCUGCACUCCACUCGUAGGCAGCCCGCCGAGUGGGCCAUACUGCCCGAGCCCUACGUGCACCGGCACAAGCUUGACGACGAGAACCUGCCCUCCUCCACCGACUCGCGCAACUAGACCCAUCGCUGCACUCCACUCGUAGGCAGUCCGCCAAGUGAUUCCGAGUAUUUAGUUUUUCAUUAACGUACUUACGUAAUGGCCAAAUAAGUAUCUUUAUUCGUUGUUAGUAUGUAUUUUUUGUUUUCAAUGUGAUGUAGUCACCAAAGAAUAGUGUAAAGUUUUUAAAUUAUUCAUAAUCGAUUCUUAAUCAAUGUAUAAAUGUUAGUUGAAAUAUUUAGUUAAGUUGCAUAUGUAAAAUAGCGCUUUUCAAUCUAUAUUGUUGAUGUUUAGUGUAAAUAACUCUUAUAUAAUUUUAUUCAACGUUAUAAUAUCCAUCAUGUUCGUGAAAUGUACUUGGACGAAUUAUUUUCACCGAUGGUUCCUAAAAUGAAAAUAAAAACUGUAUUGCGAAAGAUCAAAUUUAUCAUCGGAACUAAAGCAAACCAAAUAUUUGGUCUUCAACAUAUUAUUCAUUAUUUUGUUCCCACCACCAUGUAAUUUAUAAAAUAAAAGAUCGAAAAAAAAUAUAUUAUUUAUCAGUAGCGUUUAUUUUAGGACCUCAAUAUAAUUGUCGGCUUGAAUAAUACAUCGGGACCGUUCUGUAAGUUUCUUUAAACUAUUUUUGCUUCCUCAAUUACUGAGAUAGGUUAGUGUUUUGAUAGGAAAGGAGUAAAGCACUAAAAUAUUAAAUAAUAUACCUACAUGUAUGUAUCUGAUAAUAAAUAAAUAACUAUAUUUUACAACGGAUAAGAGUUUCGGAAUAAGAAACUUACUCGAAGGUCCCGAUUUAAUUAAUUUUGGAAAACAACAGCAAUAAUUUACGACGUAACAAUCAAAUAGACGUUUGAAAAUUCAAAACUGAUCCCUGGUCGUAAGAAAAUACAUUGUGUGAGACUUUGACAAACGUAUGUAUAAGGACUUUUAUACAAAAUACAACAAUAUUAACCUACUGGAAAAAGUUCAGAACUACCAGACUAUGUUUCCUUAUUAAACUAAGUCUAUGUCAAAGGACGACGAUGCGUCUCAAAGCAAAGACGGGCGUGACCAGGAUUUAUGUUAACAUAUUCUAUCUCUCGAUUGUCAUACUAAUACAACUAAUAAGAAUAAUUUUUAUGAACACCUUAAAAUGUGUUUUAUUUGCCAUAUUACAGAUACAAUUACUGAUAAAAUACAUAGCCGGUCAUGGCUAUCUACGUAAUUAUGUCUGCUGUAAUAUAGUUGCAGUCGGGCUACAACUUUAGGCCGAUAAUAGAAGAGAGAAGUAUUGUGUUAAUAUAAUUAAAAGUAAGUUACAAAAUAUUCCUAGAGGUCAUAUUAAUAUGACAUGCCAAUCAAACUAAUAAUAAAUCAUUGGCAUACGUUAGGAUAUGUUUAGCGCAAAGACUAUUUAGAAAAAUUAAUACUUUCUUAAAAUUUUAAAAUCUCGUCUCCUAGAACAUAGUUUUCAAUAUCAUAUAUAGGAGCUUUAGUACUGAACGUAUUGUUGAAUAAAUUGCAAAAGGAGGCAAUAUGCUAAUAAGCAAAUAAUGGGGACUAAAUACACAUAAGGUGCUUACAAUACAAAACAUCAAAACGAAAAAGUCCACGAAAGUAAAGAUAGCAAAUAAGAAAGUAAUAUCUAAAAACCUUUAUAAAUCUUUUCUAAAAGAUGUAAAUGGUUUAUGACAAGGUCAGUUAAAAUAAAUAGUAUUAUGAAAUCUAUCCCGAUGUCCAUAAAACAAAGGUUUGUAACAAUAAUUCUUUUAGCGGUGUUUACUUUUAAAAUCGCAAUUAUUCCUGAUACGAUUACGGCUCAAGGUAGUACGAAGCAGAAUUGUUACCUAAACAAAGUACAUUUAAGUACAUACAGUUAAUCAUAGUAGAUAAGUGUGUAAGCAUUUUGUAAAAUGAAUUUUAGUAGGUACAACAAAGAAAUAUACAAAAUAUCCUUCCAGAACAUUUUAAUUAGGUAUAUUGAGGAGCUACCAAUAAAAAGAACUAAAUUUUAUUGAUCGUCAUAGAGAACUGGCAGUUAAUGACAUUUUAAUAAAGUAUUAAAUCUUAUAAAUUUGGAAGCUUAAAACCCAAGUAAAUAGAGUUUACGUUAGUUUACAUAGUUUACGAUAAAACUACACGUGUAAGCUGCAUGUCUGGCUUGUCCAUAUCGCAUAUUGAAAACAAAAGAGACUCAAUAUACAAAACCAAAUCUAUUAGUGACACUUUUUGUUAUUCACCGUGUUAGUGAAAAAAACAGUCUCAUUUAAGUUUGAUACUAGUUAAGAAUGCUACGAAUAGUGCAAUAUUUUGAAUUAAUGUUUGUUUAUUUAUAAAGUUGUAGUUAUAGCACAGCUACAGGCGGAAUAGUAACAAGUUUAUAACCAACUCAGGAUAAAAAUCAGGCCUCCGACAACAACAAUUGAUCACAGUAAUUGAAUUCUGAUAUUUCCAGUAGGUAUUGUCCCGUUUUUGUAUUUAAAGUGCGAUACAAUGAUUAAUUUUAAUGGUCUUCAUUGCAAUUCAUUUAGUGCUUCCAUUCAGUGGCAUAUUGUUACUAACAGUUUUGUUCGCGGGAGCCGAUGACCUCAAUCGCGAAAUUGAUAAUAUUGUUCUUAAUCAUAGUGCUCAUAUUUAAUUUUUACCACAAGAAAACAUUUUAAACGAAAAACGCUCCUUUUUGAGAAUAAUCUAACACGAGAAUUGGGUUUUCCUGUCAUGUUUUUAUAUUAUUACAUAAUAUUUUAGUUUACUAUCAAACAAUGUGACCGAACAUAUUUUUGUUCAUAAAUAUUUUUACUGACAAUUUCAAUGAAAAAAAUCAAAGUCACGAUCACUACUUAGAACAUUUGCGGCUCCGCGCUCAUUCAGUAUGGUAAACAUUGUUCAUUAGUUACGUUACUGGGGUGGGUCGGCGAGAUUCAAUUUGAAAGUGGAGUGACGGUAGUUUUCUUCGGCCGCGGAUGCUGAUGCGCGGCGUCUGACUUGGUCCCCUUCAGACCGGUAUUCUUCUACAACCUACGCAAAGGAAAUAAACUUGUUAAAGGCUGAUUUACGCUGAGGUUACAACAUGCGACAGUGCGCCAAGCUACAUAUUUUGACGUGGGUCAUCUGAUGGUAUGCUGGAAAUAGAAAAAAUCUGCUUCACUUUCAACAUUCAGCAGCCUAUUAAAAGCGAAUGCAACAUCCUGCCUUGAGCAUUGUGCUGUAAAUUUUUAAUUUAUUGGUUUGGCAUGCGGCUAUGUACACUGUUGCCUCGGCCUUAAGGCUGCGCUUAAACACAAGCACAUUUGAGCAAUGCCAAAGGUCAAUUUCCUUAAGACUUAUGCGCACAACUCCGCUUCGGUGGUAACACAGCCUUACUUAUUAAUAUGGAUAGUUAAUAUCUAUUAGUUUCACUCUCAUGGUUUCUACUUACUACUUAUACCGUACCAUGUCAUGAUCUUAAAUAAAAAAUCUUUCGAAAACUGACCUAUUUAUGUGUGAUACAUUAUUAUAUUAUUUUACAUGUGUUACACUCUCUCUUCACACUUCUCAUGCGUUCUUCUACUGGAUCUUAUAUCCUUUUCGAACCUAUCUCAUAGUUAGUUUAGCGUCCUUCUCUCCCUUCAAUAUUUUUCUCACUCAAUCCCUCUCUUUCAACCUUAAUCUCCCUACAAUCCCCUUUUUCUCUUUUUAUGCUUCACUCUAGAUCCUAGUAGAAUCCUUAUCCGAAGCAGCCACUGACUGAGAGUGGUAAUUCGUCUUAAGAACUCUCGCGACUAUGAUCAUAAAAAUAUAAUUAAGUAACGAAAUCCGCACA
Messenger RNA from Chilo suppressalis (striped riceborer), 5746 nucleotides. The record is from the annotation of a GenBank genome assembly. Lineage: Eukaryota; Metazoa; Arthropoda; Insecta; Lepidoptera; Crambidae.